GAUGAAUAAGUCCUGUGAGGCACACAUUGUAACAUGAAAUAUCAAAAAUAACCUUAAUCCGUGUUCCUGACUGAAAAUUGUGCUUAGAUAAUUGCACCACAUCCUCAAACACACUGUCCUCAAUUAUGUCAUUAUACGUGUCUUUAAUGUUAGUUCCUGGUUUGAAAAUGAAUGUAAUUCUCCUUUUGUGGCACUUUUUGUACGUCCCAGUGACGUGGGACACCCAUUCCCUGUGCAGUCACUUUAAAAGGUAAUUCAGCUCAAGCCCAGCCUCCCCUUUGAGUGUGACGCCCCCACACUGAAGCCCCGGCAGCUAUAAAGAGGCUCAGGACAGAUAGUGAUCACACACACACACACACACACACAUACAUACAUACAAGCAGAGUCCACAGAGAGCUCUCAUCCUCCACUGCAGACAGCUUCUCAUCAUAGCAGUUGCCAUAGGAACCCUUCAUGUUCAAAGCCUACUUUUGAAUACAAGGAAAAGACACUAGCGCACUGUAACUCUUUAAAAAAAAAGGUGGAUUUGAGAGGCAAUUGGCUUUUUUUCUUAACACACCAAUAAUGAAUUUAAACCUCAUUGUUGGGGUACAAGUGAGGCACUGCUGAACUUUAGUUUCUACCAUCCAAAGUCUUCAACUUGGCCACCAUGGUUCCCCACAGAUCCACUAAAGGAGCAUCCAAAGCGCGACGGGACCACAUCAAUCACGAGAUCAGGAAUAUGAGAGCUCUGCUUCCCAUUCCCCAGGAGGACCAGGAACGCCUUUCCUACCUGCACUCCAUGUCUGCCAUCUGCACCUACAUCAGGAAGUCGGUUCUCUUCCAGGGCAUCCCCGCUAGUGAGCCUUGCUCUCUGCCAUAUGAGGCCUUUCUUCAAGCCCUGCAUGGCUUCAUCCUGGUCACUACCAUCCAAGGGAGGCUGGUCUACGUGUCUGAAAAUGUAACGGAAUACCUCGGCCUUUCCAUGGUAGAUGUGCUUCAAGGAGACACCAUAUAUGACAUGGUGGAACGCUCUGAUAUCGAUGCUGUUGAGUCCACUCUUAAAGGAUACAGUCAACAUAGCUCAUCAUCAGAGAGGAGCUUUAUAUGUUGUAUGCAGACCUCCAGGGCCUUCAAACAGCAGCAUGGCAGCUGCUCCAUGCUGGUCAGAGGCAGCUUCCAGUCCUUCCAUCAGCCUUGUCCGUUCUCUACAGUCCAUCCCACCAGCGAGCCCCUCUUUGUGGCCCUGUGCAGCCCCACAGUGGACCGCCUCAGGGACACAGAGUACCACUUGUGUCCCAGCUUCAACAGCGUCCACUGCCUUGACAUGAGCUUUACUAUGCUCUCACACAGUGUUUUAUAUUUUUUGGGCUACUCAGCAGAAGAAAUGGUCGGGCGCUCGUGGUACAGUCUAAUCCACCCCGAAGAUCUUUCUUCAAGUGUCAUUGAUCACAGAAAGAUAUUUCAAGCCGAGGAGGGCCUCCAGGUGAGGAUGGUGCUGAGACUUCAAUGCAAGGAUCUGUCAUGGACCUGGUGCUACAUUUGUGCUAACAAAGACUCCGACAGCCAGGCUACUUACAUCUGCUGCACGAACUUCAUCAUCAGCGAAACAGAGGCCAGAUUUCUGCAGAAGACAAUCAACAAUAAUGCACUGAGCCUAUCCUCAUCAUCAUCACCAUCAUCAUCAGUGGAAGGUCAGCAGAUAGAGAGUUAUACCUCCAGAGGCUGUAAGAGGCAAAGGAUGUCCAACAGUCAGAGUGAGGAGGCAGCUUCCAGAGCCAGGAUGGAGUCUGAUGAAGACUUUCACUAUCCAGUAGACGCCUCCUCCCAAGGCAAUACCUCGACUAUUCCUUUGGGGGGCAGCCCUGCUCUCUUCACCCCUCCCUACAGCCCUGCCUCCUCCUGCUCCCCCGUGCAGCAAAAGGUGCUCGGCCGUGACCUCCUGUUAGAUGUGCACGGAUACACGGAUCAGCUGCUGUCCUCCCCGGAGGCUUCUCCCUCUUACUACUCCUACCCGGAAGCCGCACUCACCUGUCACCUUUCACCCCAGGACUCCCUGCCCCCGCAGCACACCUUUGAGCAGAGAGUCUUCGCCACGCUCGAUCCCCAGUCUCCGCUCUCGCCUUCAUCUCCGAUGUAUGAUUUCCCAGCGUGUGCAUCUGAUGCCAGAUUAGUUCCAGAUGGCUUCUCGGUGUCUGACAUGAGUGAGAGCUCAGUGGACUGUGCUCUGCAUCAAGAUGAUUUCAGCCUUUUGGAGGAGCCACAAGAGGGCAGCCUUCACCAAGCGCACCAUGUUCCCCAGUACGGGUUGCAAUCAGCCCUUCCCACCCCCAAUCAGUCCCCUCCAUCUACAACAUCUGACCAGUACAACGAAAGCGAGCAAGCGGAGAUCAGCAUUCUGGCUCAGCAGAUCUCCUCCUUGGCUUGCAGUUUCGACAUGUUUGGACCUGUGAAUCCUCUCCAAAGUGUCCAAACUGUUCCCCUCCAAGACUGCAUUCCCUCUUCCUCGUCAUAUAACUGGCCUCUCCACUCUGACCUCCACGCUAAACGUGAACCGCUGAAUGAUGGCAUGUUAGACAGCCUCCUCAAGGACCUGGACAUGGGUCCGAACUUCCCGGAGAACACUCUGCCGACGGGUGGCGUUGCCUUAGAUCCCUUCACUUUGCAGUUGGGAUGCCAUGACCUAAACACUGAGUUGCAUCAACUCAACCACUUUAUGCAAAGUAGCCUCCAACAAGAUAGACUUGCUGAGGAAAACCUGUGUUGAAACAAGUCUGUGACUUACGGCACUCCCCUUUGUAUGACAUAUUGUCAGGAAAAUUGUCCCUCGCCAGGUUGAAAGAAGAGUACGAGCAAAGAUAUUUAAAGGACAUCUUGUAUUAAAAAGACUAUGUCUCCCCAGUGUACAGCUCUGAAUUUUAACUAACCCUACAGUUAAGCUUUGUCUUCAUUUUUGCAAAAUGCUGCCAUCUUUUUUUUUUCCCCUGCUGAUAUUUUUUCAAUGUCUGACUACUAUCUCACAUCACAAUGGAAAUAUUUUCUUGUACUGAGCGACCACAUCUCACCGUUGAGCACUUUAUCGCUUUCAAUAGCACCAGAAUGUUCCAUAGUUUUCCACACUAUAUUAAGCAGUGGUGUCCAAAGUACGGCCCCUGAGGCUAUUUCAGACUUGCAGCUCUUUUUUUUAAAAUUGUAAAUAUAAAAUUACUAAAAAAAUGAGCAAUCAAAGACAACAGUAUACAUGAUGCUAAUAAAACAACUCGGAUAUGCAGGCUGCUUUUCACAGCAUAUUGGAUUUAUUUAAGCCUUUUUUUUACAAAAAGAAAAACAUCCAAAAUGGCCACCUGGUGGAAAAACAACAACCCUUGCAUAUAUAGCAUCUACUGUCAUUAUGGUCCUGUGCCUUAAAAACAAAGUAUUUUGUUAAAUUUGUCUUAUUUUUGUUUUAUCUUUUAUGUUUUUUUGUUUUAUGUAAAUUCCUCAGCUAUGAUACUGUGAUGAAAAAUAAUGAUUGUUUCCUCGAGCUACCUCAGUGGUACAUCUGUCAAGACAUUCCUAUUCUGAAAUGAAAUGAUUGUAUAAUAUUUAUUUUGACAUGAACUAAUAAUUAUGAAGCUAUUUUUGCAUUACAUUCCAAAACAUGAACUUCUGCCUCUUGUUUCAUGCGUGUCUAAAAUGGUACAAUGAAUGAUUACUGCUUAAUUGCAUUAUCUUUUUACACACACUGUAUUGGAAAUA
This is a messenger RNA of Doryrhamphus excisus (bluestripe pipefish), 3717 nucleotides long. It is a transcript of the gene npas4l, whose product is annotated as neuronal PAS domain protein 4 like. Gene Ontology annotation, molecular function: RNA polymerase II transcription regulatory region sequence-specific DNA binding; protein dimerization activity; DNA-binding transcription factor activity, RNA polymerase II-specific. Lineage: Eukaryota; Metazoa; Chordata; Actinopteri; Syngnathiformes; Syngnathidae. Gene Ontology annotation, biological process: regulation of transcription by RNA polymerase II. The record is from RefSeq and is a predicted model, not a curated record.